Molecule: messenger RNA, 4194 nt
Organism: Mycena citricolor
Lineage: Eukaryota; Fungi; Basidiomycota; Agaricomycetes; Agaricales; Mycenaceae
Source: the annotation of a GenBank genome assembly
UGUCAUCCUUCGACAAGGCUCGGUGACACGAGCACUCUAUAUUUCUCGACACCAGCCCUACGGAAAAAGAGCAUGACACGACACGAUUCGACCAUGCGCCUCCUCCUACCGGUUAGCUUUGCCUGCGUUUUUCCUGGCGAAUUGCGGGCCGUCCUGCGCCACCGUGAACGCGAAUGGAAGGCGCGGCAUAUAAAAAGACGGCGGCUGAACCCUGGCAGUCUCAUCUACAGCAGCAAUGGCCUCCGGCACUACUUCUUCGACUACUCCCAAGCUCUUCACGCCGGUGACGCUCGGCAGCGUCACCAUGCCUAACCGAAUUUUUAUGGCGCCGAUGGCACGUAAUAGGUCGUCGGACACCGUUCCCAACGACAUCAUGCGGGAGUACUACGUGCGGCGCGUACGAGGCGGCGCGGGGCUGAUCGUGACCGAGGCGAGUCUCGUCAGCAGGCAGGGGACGGAAUGGCAGGACUCGCCGGGAAUUUGGAACACUGAGCAGAUGGAGGGAUGGAAAAAGAUCGUUGAUGCGGUGCAUGAGGAGGGUGGGCGCAUAUUUUGUCAGAUCAUGCACACCGGGCGUGCAUCUCAUCCCGACGCACCACAUCAGAUCGCUUCGGGAGAGCCUGUGUGGGCCCCAUCGGCCGUCCGUGCCGCAGGGGGAAAGUUCCGAUUCAUACCUGGAGUACCGGGUUAUGCGAUGCCGACCGAGAUCCCAGAUCCAUGGAAGAUGGUCGAACUGUUCAGAAUUGCGGCACUCCAUGCCAAAGAAGCCGGGUUUGAUGGUGUUGAAGUGCACGGUGCGAGCGGGUAUCUUAUCACCCAAUUCCUGGAUCCCAGCGUCAACAAACGCACGGACGAGUGGGGCGGCAGCCCAGAAAACCGCGCGCGGUUCCCUCUUGAAAUCCUGAAGGCCGUACGCAAAAUCUGGGGCCCGAACGUCGGAUUCAAGAUCAAUCCUGCCGGGGGAUACAACGACGUGGGCUUCCCGCUCGAAGAAACGAUCACAUCCUUCGGCUAUCUCCUUUCCGAAGUCGACAAGCUCGGGCUGGCGUACGUCUGCAUCCUGCGCUACCUCGACCUCUUCGACCCCGCCAAACGCGGGACGCCGCACGAUGUGUGGGAGAUCUACGCGCCGUAUCUGAAGAACACGCCGCUGAUCCCCAACGGCGGGAUCACCCCUGAGCAGGCUCUCGAGUGGGUCGAGAGCGGGAAGUUCCCGGCUGUGUCCAUCGGCAUCCCGUGGAUGUCGCACCCGGACUUGGGACGCCGGAUCCGGGCGGGGAAGCCGCUCGACAACAAGCUGGACGGGCCGCAUGUUUAUGGGGGUGCUUUCGAGCCGUCGAUCGGGUACUUGGACUAUCCGGAGGCAACAUACGAUUAGAUUAGAACCCGGUGUUUUCGAGUCAGUCGAUAGCGCACAACGAUCAUUUAGACGAGAAUCUCGCUCCACAGUUUCUUCACUGCCAUCAAUUAUUGCCGAGUGCGAUUGAAGCGCCCUCUCCACCCACCCCACUUGUUGUUGUCCAGGUGGAGAGCAUCGCUCGGGAGCAGUCGCUGUCAUGCCAGGUCUCAAGCCCUCUGACAUAUCCCUGAAGGCUCCCCUUGACAUGGCAAACCCAACACUAGGGACCGGAGGAUCCGAAUAGCACUUUCACCUUCUGCUGCGUGAGCGCCGGUAUUUUGAAAGACCCGCAGCAUCAUCAACUGGGUAUCACGGUCUGAGAUACGUUCUGCCCUGUGAGGAUGGAAUAUCAGUCGGAUGACCUCAUCCAUGCUCCAGCGGGCAGGUCUGAUGCAUUCAUCCUCCAAGCUAGGACAACCAGUCAGAGCCUCGUGCGCCGGACGAAUGAUUCCUGGCGUCAGAUCCAAGGGCCAGCACUCUGUCUCAUUCAUAGAUCAUGGAGGCGGAGAUGCCACAGCAACUGCGCAGUGCAUCUGGAACAGAGCGACGAUAGGCACGGCAAUGGUUACGCUCGACCCUGAAUCAGUCAUCAUUCCUGGAGCACGGAUUGCGACGCUAUCCUAAUUUCUGGGCGGGAGGGGUUCCGAUGAGCGAUGAACGAGCAAAUCGGUCCACAACUAUCGAAUAGCAAGCGGAGCAGCGUGACUUCGUAGUCCAAUAUGCACUCGAAGAACAAAGGAAGCACAGUAAACAUUCGGUGGAGCAAAACAACGAGAGGCCAAGAGCGGAAGAGAUGUUGAUGAUGAUGUGGUUGCGGGCCCCAGGAAUGCGACCGAGUCGAGAAAGAACAAGACGAGUGCUCCGUGCAAAAGAAGCGGCGAAACGCGGACAACGGCAUGCACGUUGGAGCGUUGUAAACUGCAGGACAGAUGCAAGGGGAGGAGACCAUGGCGGCCCGAUGCUGCUUCUCCUGUACCCAUUGCUCGACCGGUGUAGCAACGAGAGCGCAUGGCAAGCUUAGCACGAGACUCGUGAAACAGAGAGCGUUGCGUGUGAUGAGGGAUGAGAAUGAAGGAGAGAAGAUAGCGACGGGAGGUGGAUCCGUCGUCGCCGUGCCGUUACUCGAUCUUGCGCGCUGGUGUGGGAUCCGGCUGUGCACGCGAUGGUCUGGGUACCCAAAUCGAGGUUCAGCGCGUGAGCAUUCGAUCAAAAGUGCAGGGACAACACCGAAGAAGAGACCAGCCGAAGUGAAACACAUAAGAGCUGGCAUGGCUCUAAAAGGCAGGGGACGCCCAAAUAUCGGCUGGCCACCUCUCCGGCGGCCCUUUGGUCGUAAUUUUGGCGCUCCGUAGAUAUCCGUGCCCCAGAUAUUGUCGCGGCUAGCCAGCUCGUGCUCCAGAUUUGAUUUUGAGCCUGUCGUAUAGUCAACACGAGCAAGUGGGUGGCCUUCGUAGCCAGCAUCGCCUUCCAGAAGCGAUCAUCAUCCUCGAUAUGUAUCCGCUUCAUUGCACGGUCCACAGCCACAUAGCACUUGGCUCGUCCAUCCGCGAUUCAGAAUCAGACAUAUGUAGCUGAAUACACCGUAGAGGGUACGACUCAGGAUAAGCUCGGGCGGAACAAAGAUUGACCGGCUGUGCAGUCCAGUGCGCGGUUCCAGCAGAUUGGUGGACAUCCUCAGCCGUUCGUGAGUGUCGUGUCCAGGAGGUACGGGUAUAUCAAAUGGCUGUCGUAGAAUGUCCUUGGACGAAUGUACUGUUACUGUACAAGUGGUGAUGGUCUCGUUCAAAGUACAAGAAUGGUAGUCGACAAAACAAGUCAGCAUCAGUGAUGCCCUCUUCCAGCACUUCUUCAUCCUCACCCAGUGCAGUCGGGCCGUUCCUGUCGGCGCACAGACGUACUCGUCCUACGGGACCAGUGAUCCCCUGUCUCCCUUUCACAAUGUAGAACAAUCCCUCAAGUCGCAAAACUAUGCCGCAACAGCCCGUUGGCCUGGCCACUCGUUCUUCCAAAAGCGAUGGUUCUCGUCCACGAACGCGCGCACCUGCGUCUCGUCGACCUUACACCGCCGGACGACCCCAUCCCCCUUCUCUCGCCCCGUCGCCUCGUCGACCGGGAUGAGCGUCGUGUCGGCGCGACACAGGAGCGCCUGCCGCAGGAAGUCGAAGCAGUGGUUCGCGUGCCCGAACGACGCGGCCUUCUCCGCGUCGGUCUUGAAGUAGCCCUUGCGCGCGGCGUUGUAUGCGAACCGGACGCCGUUGACGCAGUGCAGCUGGUGGUACAUCGAGACCGCGAACGCCGUGCCGUUCGGCCCCAGGCGCACGAACCCGGAGUGGGGGGGCACGAUGGUCGCCCAUUUGUGGUCGUCGGAGACGGGGAAGUUGGGAUCUGGGAGCGCGAAGGCGGUGGUUGCCGGUGAGAAUGGGAUAGGGAUCUCGCUGACUUCGAUUUCUGGAGCGCCGGAGCGCUGUGAUCGAAGGUCCUCUCGCUCAAUCGUGAGCGGGACCAGGCCGUGAUGACGAGGAAGACGUUGACGAUGCAUGAUAUGCAUGCGAGCGUCAAGAGGAUGGGGGAGCGGACGGGCAUGGGAGCAGAUAGAUAGAUGUACGAGCAGAUCUAAUCAGUGGCAUGCCAUCCCUUCUAAUGGCUGUGUAGUUUGAGCAGAUCUUCUCCCGAUGUCACCAUUUCUAGAACGCUACGCUACAGUCCUAUGCGAUUGCCAUCCCGGUAGAAUUUGGCGCCUCGGGCUGUUCUCGGCCUUUGGAAUCCUCAUCAUGCAUUCAUUUCGUUCUACUCUG